Messenger RNA from Suillus fuscotomentosus, 495 nucleotides. RefSeq lists its product as uncharacterized. The transcript is spliced from 3 exons. The coding region runs from base 1 to 495 and encodes 164 amino acids. The record is from RefSeq and is a predicted model, not a curated record. NCBI's taxonomy places the organism in Eukaryota, Fungi, Basidiomycota, Agaricomycetes, Boletales, Suillaceae.
AUGAGCUCUGACAUCGAUGAGCUAGACACAGACAAGCAAUUCUGUCAGAUUAAUGAAAUGGUCCCUAAAGGAACUCAGACAGCUGGCAAGGACGAAGAGCUCCAAGACAGAGUAGAAUUGGAGCUGCGUCGUCUCAAAAAACAACUAGAGAACGCAGAAAAUGUUAUUGCGCACCUUUCAGAAAGGGUGAAUACGUACAGAUACAGAUGGCUGGAAGAAUAUUACCGCGCCGACAACCUCGAGCGCCAUAUGCCGUGUGACAUCAAUGUGCCUGUGCUUGGUCAAAUUCCGGAGGGUACAGCAUCUCCCGCUUUCUGUCCAGAGCUCUUCACUUGGAAUGAAGGAGGAUCAGAACAAGGAGAUGGGGCUUCAAAAUGGGGUGACAAUAAAUUGUUAGAACAGCAUGGCACCAAAAAAAGGACCGCACCUGGUGAAUGGGAGGAUUAUGGAGCCGAGAAGAAUCUGUUGGCAGAGGAUGAGAUGCGCAGAACAUAA